Messenger RNA from Hevea brasiliensis (rubber tree), 1663 nucleotides. RefSeq lists its product as uncharacterized. Bases 174 to 1445 code for a protein of 423 amino acids. The transcript is spliced from 5 exons. The record is from RefSeq and is a predicted model, not a curated record. Gene Ontology annotation, biological process: protein transport. NCBI's taxonomy places the organism in Eukaryota, Viridiplantae, Streptophyta, Magnoliopsida, Malpighiales, Euphorbiaceae.
CACGUAAACGAAGUAGUCAAAAGGGCCCCUCUCGCUCUCGCUCUCUCUCGUCAUCACGUAAAGGAGCAAACAAGCUUCUUUGCUUUGUUUGUUUCUCCUCUUUUUAAAUCUGAAUCUCUCUUUUGUAUCCAUAGAAGUUACUAGGAGGAGGAGCAGCUGCUAAUUAAGCAGGCAUGGGAAAGAAGCUUGAUGCUAUUCUUGGAAGAACCUUCAAGGCCUCCAAAUUCAAAGCGCUUGUCAAUCUUGCUACUUCUCGCCUCGCAGUUUUCAAGAACCAACGCCAAGUCAGGUGCAAUCAAGCCCGCUCUGAUGCGCUUCAGCUUCUUCAACAAGGCCACCAUGAACGUGCUCUUCUUCGUGUUGAGCAAGUGAUCAAGGAGCAGCAUAUGUUGGAUGUGUAUGUUAUGAUAGAAGGAUAUUGCAAUCUCUUGGUUGAAAGGGUCCAUCUCAUUGAUCAGGAGAGAGUGUGUCCUGAUGAACUGAAGGAGGCAGUUUCAGGUUUGCUUUAUGCGUCUAGCAGAUGCGGAGAUUUCCCUGAGCUUCAAGAAAUCCGCACCGUUUUUACUUCCUGGUAUGGGAAGGAAUUUGCUGCUCGUUCUAUUGAAUUGAGAAAUAAUUGUGGAGUCAAUCCCAAGAUUAUACAAAAGCUAUCAACCAGGCAACCAGACUUGGAUAGCAGAAUGAAGCUCCUCAAGGAGAUUGCCUCAGAGAACGACAUCGUUGUGCAGCUUGAGGAAGCCUCUGGUACAAAUGAGGAAAAACUGGAUGUAAGCAAGAAGCAGAACCAGACUGAGCACAAGACGUCAACUAAUUCAGGCAGCCCUAAGCUGGUUGGCAAUUUGCAAAUUUCACCUGAUGAGAUGGAAAAGGAUGCCUUCAGUGAUUCAGUUAAGACAAGGAAAAACUAUAGGGACGUAUCUGAUGCUGCUCAAGCAGCUUUUGAGUUAGCUGCAGAUGCAGCUGCUGCUGCAAGAGCAGCUGUGGAGCUCUCUCGUUCUGAACCCCAUGAUCCUGACAAUCAGAACAAUCCAAGUAAUCGAGGGAAAAAAGUAUCAGAUAAAGAUGAGUCCAUGAAACUUGAAUCUGAACACAGAAGUCAUGUGUUCCACCAUGAAAAUGAGGCUACAAAAUUGAAGGGUAACAAUUCAGCAGAACAGAAGGGGUCAGUAACCACUUCCACUUCAAAUUCAGGUCCAAUAGAAGAAGACUUGAGGGUAUAUUCAAUGUCGCUGGAUGCAGAACACCUAGUCAAGCAGUUGGAGAAGGAUAUAGUUUUUGAUGACAGUGAUAAUGAAACUCAUGAUUUGGGAUCCAAUAUAAGGUCUGGCGAGAUCGAAGGAGAGGUCCAGGAAGCUGAGAAGAAAAUCCCUUCAAUCAUUCAAGCUGGUCUAAACAAAGAGAAGGGGAAAUUUUCUGUCAGGACCAGAGGAGUGCGUGGAUACUGAAAAACAUGAGCAUAUUAAGUUUGUGAGUUUUGCUGAUGGAGUGGCUUUUUCUCUUCUCCCAGUUUUUUGAAUGUAAACUUGUUCAUUUUUUUUUUAAAUACUGAAAAUUUUGUUGGGUUAAAAAGAAUAAUGCAACUGAUGAGGUGCUAAAUUUGUACAUCAACCGUUUGAAGAGGAUUCCUAACAAAACACACUAACACCCCCUAUGCUGAUAUGAA